AUGAUUGCUUCACAGGCUACCAAUUCUGGAAAGGGUCGCAAUAUCAACUACUCAUCAAUUCCUUUACUUCUCCAUCAAACGUGGAAGACUCGUCGGGCAGACACAUGGCCAGAAGAGCUCUGUGUUGCCGUGGAGAAAUGGCUCAACUACGUCAUCUCCGACAACAUGGCCUAUUUUUUCUGGGAGGAUGAUGGCAUCAAUCGAAUGGUCACGCAGUUCGAGCCUGGAUUCAUGAAGCACUUUACAGCUUUGCCGUCCAAUGUUGAGCGUGCGGAUGUAUUCCGUGUUUUAAUUCUGAAAUGGUUUGGUGGCAUCGUGAGUAAUUCUGGGGAGCUAUCCUUUCAGUGUGGAAUUGGUCUAAUUUUCUCCCAGUAUGCAGAUAUCGAUACUGAACCCCUGCGACAACCUGCAUCUUGGAUUUCGAGCUCUGAUCUUGCUUCUUGGGUCGAUCCGAUCACUAGGUCGGGUUACUCCUUUCAUGAUCCUGUCGGUGUUAUGCUUGGGAUAGAAGCCGAUUGUAAACCUAGUCGAGACGAUUAUUGGCGUAUGGGAUAUAUCUACCCUAUUCAGCUCACGCAAUGGGCCUUAGCGUCCAAGCCGGGUCACGAUGUUCUUUUGCGAUUUAUGAACACUCUCUCAUUACGGCUGGAUGACGUUGCGAGCCGCAACGGUGGAAAUCUUGGUUCCUCGGAGGCGAUCAAGGAGCUCAGACAUAUUGGGCCAGUAUCACUGACGGGACCGGUUGCCGUGACAAAUGCUACUAAAUCCUUGCUCUCGGAACAGGCUGGCUUGCGGUGGAAUUCCUUGACUGGGCUCACCGAUGGUGGUCAAAGUAAGCUGGUGCAGGACGUUCUGAUCCUUCCGAUCACGGCUUUCAGUCCCGGGAGAGGCUGGUACGGUAAUAUGGGUUCUAAGCCUAUUGACGACGAAUCGGCACGAGUCUUGCACCACGCACAAGGUUCGUGGCAUUCAUUUGAUCCACAACUUGAAUUAAACAAAGGCUGUCGAACAUUGUUGGGUCUCUGCAGAGAUUGGUAA
This is a messenger RNA of Exophiala aquamarina CBS 119918, 1038 nucleotides long. RefSeq lists its product as uncharacterized. Gene Ontology annotation, biological process: protein N-linked glycosylation. The record is from RefSeq and is a predicted model, not a curated record. The coding region runs from base 1 to 1038 and encodes 345 amino acids. Gene Ontology annotation, molecular function: alpha-1,6-mannosyltransferase activity. The transcript has 2 exons. Gene Ontology annotation, cellular component: mannan polymerase complex. Lineage: Eukaryota; Fungi; Ascomycota; Eurotiomycetes; Chaetothyriales; Herpotrichiellaceae.